UUAGCUUCACGAUGGAGCAGUCAGUUGGAUCUUUACAAGAGCAAGCUUUGAAAAGGAAAGAGAGAUUAAAAGCACUCAGGGGACGACAACUGCAGGGGAGGGAGCCAGCAGAUGGAGAGCCUGACAGGAAGAGAGUGGCUGAUGAGGCGGAGACUGAGGAGAGGCACAGAGAGCUGAAAUUGAGGAACUAUGUUCCAGAGGAUGAGGAGUUGAAGGACAGACAGAUGCCCAAAGCCAAGCCAGCAUCAGUGGAGGAUAAGGUGAAGGACCAGCUGGAGGCAGCAAACCCAGAGCCUGUGAUUGAGGAAGUGGAUCUGGCCAAUCUGGCUCCCAGGAAGCCUGACUGGGACCUGAAGAGAGACGUUGCUAAGAAACUAGAGAAACUGGAGAGGAGAACACAGAGAGCCAUCGCUGAACUUAUCCGUGAACGGCUGAAGGGCAGUGAGACUGAGCUGGCUGGUGUGGUGGGGGCAGCUGGUGCGGAAGAGGGUGAUUCAGACUGAACUGGACUGUGUUCUGAUUACAUCCCAGAGAAUUCUCCAGAGGAGCCCAGUCCAUCUGUGUCUCAGGACCUGUGUGUGUUUUCUGCAGCUGCGGUACUUCAAUAGGGAUUGGAGAAUUCUGUGCCCAUAUCCAGUCAGCCCAACCAGAAAUGUCAGCUCAUGGACUUUGGGGUGUGUGUGUGUGUGUGUGAGAGAGAGAGAGAGCAAGAGAAUGACUGAGUGUGAUAUACAGAUGUAAUUACAUCAAUGCUGAUGUCGGUAAUGUAUCACUUAGUCAUCACUGUGGACAUGUUUGGCUAUUUUUUGUUUCUGUUUUUCUAGUAAAAAGAAUUUGUACUUUCUA
Messenger RNA from Chanos chanos (milkfish), 846 nucleotides. RefSeq names its product coiled-coil domain containing 12 (gene ccdc12). The record is from RefSeq and is a predicted model, not a curated record. NCBI's taxonomy places the organism in Eukaryota, Metazoa, Chordata, Actinopteri, Gonorynchiformes, Chanidae. Gene Ontology annotation, cellular component: post-mRNA release spliceosomal complex; U2-type spliceosomal complex. The coding region runs from base 12 to 503 and encodes 163 amino acids. The transcript has 7 exons.